Kalmanozyma brasiliensis GHG001 is the source of this 888-nucleotide messenger RNA. Its product is annotated as Short-chain dehydrogenase/reductase SDR. The record is from RefSeq and is a predicted model, not a curated record. Gene Ontology annotation, molecular function: oxidoreductase activity. The coding region runs from base 1 to 888 and encodes 295 amino acids. The transcript has a single exon. Lineage: Eukaryota; Fungi; Basidiomycota; Ustilaginomycetes; Ustilaginales.
AUGUCAUCUCCUACCCUCGCAGCCACGAACCUCUUCAACCUGGCCGGCAAGACCGCGCUCGUCACGGGCGGCGGCACCGGUCUCGGUCUCACCGCCGCCCUCGCACUCGCAUCCAACGGUGCGACCGUCUACAUCUCCGGUCGACGCAAGGAAAAGCUCGACGAGGCCGUUUCGGAGUACUCCUCCCAGAUCGGCGCUGGCAAGCUCGUUGCGAUCCAAGCAGACGUGUCGUCGAAAGAGGACCUGGCCAAGAUCGCCUCGACGAUCAAGAAGGAUGUGGGCAAGCUGCACAUCUUGGUCAACAACGCUGGGGUCGAGGGGCCAAUGACCAAGUUCGAACCUUCCUCCGUGGCCACACUUUCGGCGGAAGAGCUCUCGGAAGCCCAUUUGAAGAGCGAAUCCUUCGAUGCGUGGGACACCUUGUUCCGCAUCAACACAGCAAGCGUCUUUUUUUCCACCAUGACCUUUCUCCCUCUCCUCGCCGCCUCUCACGACGACACCUGGAAAAGCGCCGUGAUCAACAUCACCAGCAUCAGUGGGAUCGUGAAACUGAGUCAAUUUCACUAUGCGUACAAUGCAAGCAAGGCUGCUGCGAACCACCUGACGGUGAUGCUCGCCCACGAACUCCGAUUUCGCUCCAAUCUGGGGAUCCGCGUCAACGCCAUCGCUCCAGGCCUGUUCAGUAGCGAAAUGACCAGCGGUGGGAAAAGCCAAAAGGGCAAGACCAGCAGCGACGAUGUCAAAGGACACGAGAACCCAGCGGGACGCGUGGGAAGCGAGCAGGAGUAUGCGCAACUGGUGUUGUUGUUGGCUGGAAACGGGUUUAUGACCGGUCAGGUGGUUGCGGUGGAUGGUGGGUUUGUCACUGCUGUUGCUGCCAGUCGAUGA